Marchantia polymorpha subsp. ruderalis is the source of this 1406-nucleotide messenger RNA. The record is from the annotation of a GenBank genome assembly. NCBI's taxonomy places the organism in Eukaryota, Viridiplantae, Streptophyta, Marchantiopsida, Marchantiales, Marchantiaceae.
CACGAUUGACGUAAUUCUCGUCGUUCGAGAUCAAUGGCUAGACUUUAGUGUCAUCCAUUUAUCUGCACUAGCUGGCUGGCUUCGACAUAACAGAUGCUGUGCAAGGAUCCGUGACGAAGGAGCUAUUCGCCGUUGAUCCAAUGGCAAGCUUUGGGGAGAAAUGCUGGUCACGAACAGCGAUGGCUCAGGACCACGUCCUCGGAGGUAACCGGCGGGGCUUGAUAAGCGGAGCUCGAGAAUGAAUGUAAGGCAUGCCUGGCUUGCCCGUAGAUGCAGUCGGAAUGGCUUCUGCACAUUCAUAUGACACACAUUUCCGUCCUGGAUGACGUGAACUCCCGAUCGUGAUCAUGCGCUGAGGCGAUAACAAGGCUGUUUCUCGCCCCGCUGCUGAAGAAUGGCAGUUGCACGAUCGAUCCAGCCAAGAGUCACGCUUGACGGCAGCACAAGUCCUUGUGCACUCUGAAGCAUACCGAUUGCACGUGCCACACUCGCGAUCGACCAAUGUGCAAAAAUGCCGCAAGCGAACCGACCAUGCAUUCCGAAUGGAACCCCGUACACUCUUUAUCUCAAGAAUGUCGAUAUACGGGCGUGAGCUGCACGAUCGAUGGUGUCGAUCGUAAACUGCUCGAUGAGCUGUGCUCUAUGACUGAGUGGGUGACAUACGCAAGCCGCACAAUCUCGGGUCGAGCUCGCCUCCCAUUGAACCGAGCAACUCAAUUCUGUCUGACAGUGGACCUUUCCUCUCGCAAUGCGUAGGAGCGACGAAGAGCUUUUCCCCUGGACAGAAAAGCAUGUCCUCCCGGUUUGCACAGCUGCAUGAUGCUGACCGAAGACAAAUCAACGUCGUUCUGCGCUCACCAUGAAAUUGCCACGGCUGUUCAUUGCAAGAGAGAAAUAGAGAGACGCAAAUCUAGCGACGACUUAUUUUCAGGAUCCCUGCUGCAGAGAGAACAUCGACACCAAGGGUGCGAAGCGAGAGGUGGAAGGGGAGUGGAAAGGAGUGGAAAGGAAUUCUCAAACGACCAUCGAUUGCCUGCUUACCAUAGCGACCGAAAUGAUUUGUCGCGGUCCCCGUAUGAAGUUCGGGUCAUCUGUCUUUCCCAGCAGACAAGGCCCCCAACCACGCAUUUCACUGACAGUCGAGACCCGGACAUGUGUCUAAUGUGCUGAUAUGCAGCUCAGAGAUUAUACAUCAUAGUCGGCUCUCGAUUUGGAUAAUCUUCGAUGUCUGGUACUUAUAUAUCCCAAAUCUUGGAAAACUGGCAGGGAUUUAGAACCCUAGCCAUCAAGAGCCAGGAGUUGCAUUGUCAUGUUUUCAUGAACAGAUUCGAACAUUUGACUCACGAUCAGAUUCCUGUGACUUCAAAUAUGUCACAGUUAUGGCGUACGUAAUUAUUAAGUAUCCA